Messenger RNA from Chara braunii, 5794 nucleotides. NCBI's taxonomy places the organism in Eukaryota, Viridiplantae, Streptophyta, Charophyceae, Charales, Characeae. The record is from the annotation of a GenBank genome assembly.
AGGUUGGGGGAUGACCUGCUGACUUGGCGGACCUAAAGGUAAUGAAUAGGGACGACUUCACCACCAUUGGGGCAUUCAAGCAAGAAUUCAAAAAGAAGGCGAGAAAGGUACAUGGGAUAUCAGAGGAGGCACAGUGCGCCGUCUUAUUGGGACUACUCACCGCAUCUGAGACAGUUGAGCUAACAAGUCAUGGGGGAGGAAAUGCCAAACUUACCUGGGCCACCAUUGACAGAGGGGUGGAGGUUGGAGGCCUCGACCAGGUCGAGCAGCACCAGGUGAGGCUACAGAGGCAGAAACGGAAGGACAGGGAUGCGGCUGGGUCGCCAGGAGUAAAGAAGAUCAUAACCGACAUAUUAGCAGGGCUAGACCCGGUGAUACAGCGGAAGGUGACGGCGGCAGUCCAGGAAAAAGGCAAGGGGGCCGUGUUAGAGGAGGCUACCCAGGAGGGAUGGGAAGAGGAGGAGCCGGUACCUCCACACCUUACGAAGGCGCAGCGUAAGCAGCGCAAUCUAGCACAAGGCGGACAAGGGUCAGGAAAGGGUCAGGCGCCUCAAGUAGUGGUAGGGGCAUCUCCGAGCUCGUCCGGGCCAUCAAGUAGUGUGGGCCCGUCGCAAGCACCAGUGCCACCAUUUGGGCACUGGUCGUGGCCCCUAGUUAAUACCUAUGUACCCUGGGGUGGCCCAGCGCCGUCUGGACAGGUAAUACCCUAUGCUGGGCCCCAGACAAGUGUGCCACCUCCGAGCUACCCCGCCGCCCAAACUCAGCCAGCGGUACCACCGACGCCAACGCCCGCACAAAGUUCACAAGGCAGUGUGGCGGGUGCUGGUAGUCAAGGCCAAGGGAACCAGGGGAAUGGAGAAAGGGGCGGUGGAAGAGGACGUGGCAGGAAUGGCGGUGGCCGAGGAGGCCAAUGGGGCAACCAAGGUAGCCAAGGCAAUCAAGGCGGCCAAGACAACCAAGGGAAUCAAGGAGGUGGAAGGGCCCAUUUUGACUGGAGAAGUGUCGUAUGUCAGCAUUGUGGCCAGCAUGGCCACACUAUUAGGUUUUGCAACAUACGGAGAGAUGACGAGAAAAAUGGACUGAUUUAUUCUAAUAUGGAUGGGGACAUCUACGACCAAUUUGGAGAUUUUAUUGAUAGGAAGGCUGGUGGAGUUAGGGCGGAGGCCCAACGAAGGUUGGCAGCACGACAGCCGCCCCCUGCCACGUUCAGGCUAUGGCAGGAGAAGGAAGGGCUGCCAGUUGGAGUUGAGGAAGUAGGAAGUGACGAGAAAGUAACCCGGAGGCUACAGGUCGGGGAUGCAAGAGAGAAACCCAUAAUCAUCGAGUCGGACGAUGAGGAUGGCGAUGAAGAGGUAGAGUCGGCGGUGGUCCUGCUGAAUAAGAUGGAGGACUUGUUGGACAAGGUAGGGAGAUAUCAACGGGAGUUGGUAGAUCUCUGCGAGGGAGUGAAGGAGUGGGGGGCUAACCUCCCCAAGGUUUUCCUUUAUGACUCUGCAUGCGGGAAUUACGAAGUGAUUACCUGCCGGAACACUGGGCCAAGGAGCCUCAGGAACAGGCCCAACCCUGACUCUUUCACGAUUGAGGAGUCAGAAGAUGCGCAUUGGAGGCUUAGGGCAGAACCCGAGGAGGAAGAAGAAGGAGAAACCUUCUCGCUCAGCCUGUCGGAUGUGGGAAAGGCCAUGGAUAUAGUGGCCACGCACGAGAUGGCCGAUCCGGAUGCCAUUCAGGCGUUGAGGGAGCAGGUUCUGGAGUAUCCCCAGGUCCGGCAGGAUCAGGAGUGGACCUGGGGUGAUGAUCAGGAAGAGGUCGUGGCCAACAUGAAAGAGGAGUUCCGGGAAGGAGGAUUAGUGCUGGGAGCGCCCGAUUAUGACGCUACAGAGACGAGACCAUUCAUUGUGGAGACCGAUGCAGGACCGACAGCCUUGGGUGAAGUUCUAAUCCAAGCAGACGUCAAGGGGAAGGAGAGGCCGUUGCGCUUUGAGAGUCGCACGCUAUGUACGUCAGAGAGAAACUACUCCCAAUUCAAGAGGGAAACUCUCGCCGUCCUUCAUUGUCUGCGGAUUUUUCGAAACUACAUCUUCGGCAGGAGGUUCAUCUUGAGGUUAGACCCAACGGCUCUGGCUUUCUCCCUGAGGAAUUAUGUUCCAUCCGAUCCAACAGUUGCCAGGUGGUUGACGUACAUCUGGAUGUUCAACUUCGAGUUGGAACGGAUCCCAGGGAACAAGAACAGGGCAGAUGGGCCAAGUCGCAUCAACUGGGAUAGGCAGGACGGGGAAGCUGUAAAGGAUACUCCCCCUGUUGAUGGCUUUCUGGACGAGGACGAGGACAUCCGCCUCGACAUCAAUAAGUGGUCCCCACGAGUCCCCAACUGCGUUGGCCAUCCUAUCUGGCACGCGCCUAAGGGGUAUGAGCGGAAAGCUGAGUUGGUGCUCAAACCUUUCGAAGAGGAGGAUCCUGGGGGUGGAAGAGAUACUGUGUUGGAGAGCCAGGAUGACGAGUUUGAAGAGGAAGAGAUCAAGGAGGCAUUCCGCGCAGAGGAGUAUGAAGGGAUUUACCUAGAGCUGGGACUUCUCUUAUCCUGCGAGAUGCGUGAUAGAGACGCAAGCCAUAGGGCACAAAUGAUGAGGGAUCGCUACCUAGUAAGGGACGGUCAUCUCUUCGUAAGAAGGAAAGUAGAAAACCCCAGGCGGGUGGUAUGUGGUCGCAACCGUCAGAUCGACGUCAUAGCAGCGCUCCACGAUGGCAUUGCAGGCGGACACCGGGGAAUUACUGCCACAUAUGCCAAAAUAAGUGAGCUAUGCUACUGGGACGGGAUGAUGGAGAUGGUUGGGAAAUUCUGCCGUUCCUGUGUGUCGUGCCAGGAGCAGUCUCGUCUAAGGCCAGGAGAGUCACUGCAUCCGAGGCUGGAGAGAGAGGUCGGGGCUGUAGUACACCUCGACUUAUUGUUCAUGCCCCUUGGAGAUCAUGGCUACAACUAUAUCUUCGAUGCGCGCGACAACCUAUCUGGCUUCGUAGAUGGAAGGGCAAUCCGUACGAAGACUGGGUCAGUUCUGGUCAGCUGCAUCGAGGGGUAUUACCUACGCUGCCCGUUCGUUAGGGAAUUCGUAAUGGACAGGGGGUCGGAGUUCACCUGUCAGGAGGUGCAAGAGUUGCUGUCAAGAUAUGGGGUAGUAGUUAACUACACCACGGCCGCCCACCCACAGGCAAAUGCUUCGGUGGAAAGGGGUCAUAGUACCAUUACGACUCUACUAGCAAAAUGGACCGAAGGUAAGCCCAACCAGUGGCCGAGGUAUCUAAGGGCCGCCUUCUUCGUUGAGAACAUCACAGUGAAAGGGACCACUAAGUACGCGCUGGCCACACUGUGGUAUGGAAGACAUGCUACCUUUCCAAUCGAGAGCUUCCUAAAGACUUGGAGGCGUCAGGACUUGGAGGUAAAUCUGUCGUUUGAAGAGCUGCUCGAUAUUCGAGCUCGGCAGGUGGGCAUGAUUGAGGAAAGGGUCCAAGAGGCAUCCGACCAGGUAGAGAGGAGCCGUACGGACGAUAAGGCUCGUUGGGACCAGUCAGCUCGUGUAAGAAAGGUACCCUUGGUAGUUGAGGACGUCGUGCUCUUGUAUGAUUCAUCCCUGGAAAAACAAUGGUCCAGGAAACUGGACAAGAGGUGGUUGGGUCCCUAUCGGAUCGUGCGAUGCGGAGAGUUCGGCGCAUACCAGAUCGAGGAACUGAAUGGAACAGAGUGGAAAGACUGGGUGCCUAUUCGACUGGAGAUUGGGAAUGCAGAUGACUUCAUCCCAACAUUCGAGCAAUUCAUGCAGGACCAGACAAUACUGCGAAGUGAGUGGAUGACGACGUUACCCCUGUGGACCCGAAAGGCGGAAAGACCUUUGGCCAGACGGAUCAGGGAUAUGGCCCGAGAUUGGGAUGGUUGUACAGCGCACUUGAGGGCGGCAUUCCGGCAGCCAGAACCACCUCGGCCUAGAGUCGAAAGGCGCCUCAGGAGCGGUAGGCAGAGGGAACCUGAGCCCGCUGAGGACCGAACCUCGCGAAGAGGACGGAAGGCGCUCGCUAGGCGAGAGGAGGAAACGGUACCUGAGGCAGAGGAGCGAGGAGAAGGCCCCGAGUGUGAAUUGGGACCAGUAGAGUUCCAUCGCUAUCCUGGACCAGGACUGGGAGGAUCUCCGCAACACACGCAGCGGGAGGUACCAGCGUCCGGAGGGUCAUUGCAAGCAUUAGAGGCACAUCUGGACGCUGCCCAGUGGAGAGAGCCGCCGAUGAGUGAGAGGCGCAUUGAGGCCRUCGCGGAAGUACCACAAGAGGACGUUCCAGACCYUGAACAAGAGGAGAGGCCGAGUGCUACGAAAGKCCGGAUUGGGGAUGAGAUCAUAGACGUUGAGGAGGACACUCCCCCUCAGGGACCACCCGUGGGGCUGAGGCUCGGUAGUCCACCCGAGAGCCCGCCAGAUACGAGGAAGGAAGUACAAAGGGGGGAAGUCUCACUCGUGGUACUCGAGACGGGCCUAUCACCGACAGGAAUGGAGGAAAGUGAGGCGGAGGGGGCCAGUUUGAGGAGGGAGGCAGACAAUCUGAUUGAUAGCCAUCUGGCCGCCCACGCCCUGGAGCAGCCUAAUCUGGAAGAAGUUAUACCUAUGGAGUCACCCCGGGAACCAGGUCAGGCCGAGAGAGAGGUGGAAACGGGGAUCUCAGGGGAAGUCGAACAAUGCACGGUAGAGGAAGUACCAGCGAAAGAAACGGCUGAGGAAAAGCGGGCUAGAGUGUAUAGGAUGUUGGAGGCGGAUCUGAGAGGGAAGGAGCUGCAAGAAGCAGGGUUGGAGUCACGGUUGGGGACCCUUGAGGCAGAAGUCCGUGAGCUCAGGGCUCUGGUGACUAGCCAGGCCGCCACCAUCCUGGAGAUGAGGCAGCAACUUCAUGGCAGCAAGGAUGGGGCGGAAGGCAGCAGGCCAGGGGGGCAGAGUCAGCCAAGACAUGGCGUAUUGGAGCAACCAGCGGUGGCGGAGCCUCAGCAAGAGGCACCUAUGGGAAGAGUCAUUUUGGAGCCUGAGGAGGCAGUGGCCAAGAGGAAGGCUGAGAGGGAAGCCUUCAAAUUCAGAGCCCCUACGGAGCUACCCACGAUGGUUGCGGACCCUGCCAUGCUACCGUCACUUGGGGAGAGACUGCCCUCGGUCAGUGAUGAGCCUCCUCAAGGCUCGACAGGAGGAUCCUUGGACGUGCUACUGGAAGCAGUCCACUCUAUGCAGGAGGAUGCUGGCUUGUUUUCACCAGAGUCCAAGUUGGAAGAGCCCCUGGAGAGCGAGAUGGGAAGUGCAAUAGAGGGCACCAUCGCAGGUAGGCCCCAGAGGUUGGAUACUCCUGACUAUGAGCCAGAGGGAGCAAGGGCGCAACCAGGGCCCAGUCCGCGAGAGUCGGAGGCAGGAUUUGAGAGACCUAAAGAUAUGCCUCAGUGCCAUGAGUUGGACGGAGAGGCCAGGGAAACCCCAUCGCCAGCAGGGCCCCAGCGGAAGAAGAAAAGGCCUAGGAAGUCUUUUGACUCGACCUGCUUCUAUUGUACAAAAGAAGAGCACAGGGCAUUGCAGUGCCUCAAACUCCUAAAGGACCAGGCAGACGGGAAGGUCUCGGAGUAUGAUGGAAAGAUGUAUGAUAGGCAGGGUAGAGUGGUGGAACGAGCUGUAGAUGGGGGUAGAGCUCAGUUGUACAGGCAGAACCAGGAGGAGAUGAGUGAGUAGGGUCUGGUUCACCUGAUUAAAAACUGAAUAUUUCUUUGAUGAUUUUGCUAUUACUU